AUGUCCGACAUCGAAGCUGAUCCCCCACUCAACGAUCUCUUCGUCGAGCCCGAGGGGUACUACCCGCCGACCCCUCCCCCAACCACGACCUUCUACACAACCCUCACCGGCGACACCAUCACGCUGCAUCUAGUCGGCCACUCGCCCCUGGAAGCGCACCACCUGUGGAACGCGUCGCGCGUGGUCGCCGAGCACUUCGAACGCAACCCGGACGAGGUGCGCGGGCGCACAGUGCUGGAGCUGGGCGCCGGCGCGGGGCUACCCAGCCUGGUCGCCUCGGCGCUGGGCGCCAAGAUGGUGGUGAUGACGGAUUAUCCGGACGUGGAUCUGGUGAGGAAUAUGUGGCGGAAUGUGGAUGAGUGUGCGUUGAUUCCGAGGGAGGCUAAGAAAGGGAGUCAGGGGGCGGAGGAGGGGGAUGAGCCGACGAAUAUCGUCGUUGAUGGUUACAUUUGGGGGGCAGACACGACAAAGCUCUUGAAGUAUCUGGAGUCGGAUACUUCUUCACAAGAGCCUCAAGGCUUUGACCUUCUUAUUCUGGCCGACCUCCUCUUCCGCCAUACUGAGCAUCGAAACAUGCUCAAAACCGUCCGGCAUGCGCUCAAGCGGACGCGCGAUGCCAAGGCCCUUGUUGUCUUCUGCAGCUACAGGCCAUGGUUGCAGAAGAAGGACUUGGCAUUCUUUGACCUUGCCCGCGAGCAAGGGUUCGAAGUUGAGAAAGUUAUGGAGAAGAAAAUGGACCGGCCUUUGUUUGAAAACGACCCAGGUGAUGUCGAGAUCCUGAAGACAGUUACCGGAUGGGAGCUAAGAUGGCCAGAGACAGAGUGUCUUGGAAACGGAGAGGUGAAGGCCAAUGCAGCGGGCAGUUGA
Molecule: messenger RNA, 867 nt
Organism: Thermochaetoides thermophila DSM 1495
Lineage: Eukaryota; Fungi; Ascomycota; Sordariomycetes; Sordariales; Chaetomiaceae
Product: nicotinamide N-methyltransferase-like protein
Exons: 1
Coding region: 1-867 (288 amino acids)
Biological process (GO): peptidyl-lysine dimethylation
Molecular function (GO): protein-lysine N-methyltransferase activity
Source: RefSeq, a predicted model, not a curated record